Messenger RNA from Striga asiatica, 1397 nucleotides. The record is from the annotation of a GenBank genome assembly. NCBI's taxonomy places the organism in Eukaryota, Viridiplantae, Streptophyta, Magnoliopsida, Lamiales, Orobanchaceae.
UACUUUCACAAUCUGUCUUCAUAUGCGGAAGAGGCCCAGCGUAUAAAUACAGCAGCUACUGGCUCCUCUCUCUCUAAACCCUGUGUCCUCAGAAUGUGGAAGAAAAAGCUCCAUCAUUCUACACAAAUCUCAACAAUCCUUACUCGCGCGAUAACUUCAGCGAAUUUCUGUCCAUCAAAUUCCAUUUCCCGCUGUUGUAAUCCUCCGACCUCCAAUUUCUCCUCUUCUUCGUCUUUUUUACGUGGCAGGCCCAAAGGAAGAACAUUUUAUUCUGCGAGAAAUUUGAUUUUCCCAGCUUCGAGUAAAACUCUUACGAGAGAUUUUGCAAAUUCGUUUCUGAAAAUUGAGAGAUUUUUCUGCUUGCAAUCGAACUCCGCCCUGAAAUCUCACUGCUGGAAUUGCGGUUUUGAGCCUGACAACACUAUGCCGUUCCUCUUCUGCCAGGCAUGUCGCAGUGUCCAGCCUGUUGAUGAAACUAUUGACUAUUUCCAGAUUUUCGGACAGGGAAGGGAAUAUAAACUUGAGGUGGAUAAAUUGGAAAAGAAGUACAAAGACUGGCAAAAGAAGCUGCAUCCUGAUCUAGUCCACUCAAAAUCUCAGAGGGAGAGGGAGUAUGCUGCUGAACAAUCUGCUCGAGUUAUAGAUGCAUAUCGCACACUCACUGAUCCAUUGUCGAGGGCAAUAUAUAUUUUGAAAUUAGAAGCUGUGCUUGUUGAUGAAGAAGAAAGGAUUACAGAUCCUGAGCUACUUGCUGAGAGUGAAGAUUAUGGCAUGUGGAUGUCUAACCAUAUAUCUAUGUGCAUAAAUGUUGUACCUCUUUCCAAUCUUAUUACUGAGAUCAUGGAAUUAAGGGAAGCUGUUGAUGAGGCUGAUGACACUCGGGCAUUAAAUGAGAUCCAGUCUCAGUUGCGGGAAAAACUGGUGCAUUUGACCGAUUCAUUUGAAGAUGCUUAUCGGAAUAAAAACUUUGAAAACGCUCUUGCUUCAAUCCGUAGGAUGACUUACUAUAAACGUGCUAGUGAAGAAAUUGUGAAGAAGGUUUAAUCCACAGUUACUUCUAUUAGUGCAAUUAAAAGAUGGCAUUGGUGAAAAUAAAGAAAUGCUUGGAGCUCUUACGUAUAUUUGGUGUCCCUCAAACUCUCUAUCCAAAGACGUUUUGCUGAAUUACGAAAUAUUAGCUAUGAACGGAUCAUAUGAAAGUGGUGAAAUAAUAAGUAUGCACUGCUUGAGAUGUGAAAAGAAAAUGCUACCCACAUACUGAUCAUUGUUCCCAAAUGGGCUUUUAUGGUUUAUGUGAUUUUGACUGUAGAGUGUGUUGGUUAAUUUGAUCUCAAGGGGCAGAAAGAUUGUUGUGAUUGAAAUUUUCUAUUGAGUAAAAGAUUAUCAUUUUUUUUUUU